Tilletiaria anomala UBC 951 is the source of this 1842-nucleotide messenger RNA. RefSeq lists its product as uncharacterized. The record is from RefSeq and is a predicted model, not a curated record. NCBI's taxonomy places the organism in Eukaryota, Fungi, Basidiomycota, Exobasidiomycetes, Georgefischeriales, Tilletiariaceae. Gene Ontology annotation, molecular function: enzyme regulator activity. Gene Ontology annotation, biological process: ubiquitin-dependent protein catabolic process; regulation of protein catabolic process. Gene Ontology annotation, cellular component: proteasome regulatory particle, lid subcomplex; proteasome complex. The transcript is spliced from 4 exons. Bases 92 to 1798 code for a protein of 568 amino acids.
CUCGGGCCCAAUAACGUCACCUUGUUGAUGUCCGCCUCUCGGUUCAUUCGAGCCUGUGAGGUCCACGCGGGAAGCAUCAUAAGAAUCAAGCAUGUCCGCAGACACCGAAAUGAAGGCAGCGGACGCGAAAGCGCCGGAAAAGGCGGCCAGCGAGGCCGCGCCGACGACGCCCCCUCAGGUUCAGCUGCUCGUCCUGCUCCGCCAGAACCUCGCAUUGAUUGAGCGCAGCGUCACACACAUGGAGCCUCGCUUCACGGCAAGGAUAUUGCGCACACUGCCUUACACCCGCAAGCGUCUCACGCUCUACUCGAAUGUUCUCGCCACGGCAGUCAAGGAGGGUCUCCAGCCAGGCUCGCCUCUUGCUACUCAACUCCUGUCCGUCCUUCCCGAGCCAUAUGUACCGCCUCCCCCAACUACUCCUGCUAGCAAGGCAGCAGAUGCAGAUGCCAUGGCGGUAGACCCUGACAUCAAGGCGGACAAGAAGGAUAAAGACGGCAAGUCAGAUAGCAAGGACAAGGCCGAACCCAAGAAGAAAGCGGAAAAGGAAAAGAAGCCAUUCGAGCAGCCCCAUCAGCCGAUCCCUGAAGCAACGCAGGAGCUGGAAGCCUAUCUGAGCUUGCUUGUCACCAUCUAUUUGCUCGACUCGAGCAAACUUCCUGACUCCCUUGCGUUGGCACGCUCCACGUUCGCGAACAUCGUCGCCGCAAACCGCCGCAGCUUGGACCUUCUCGGCGCCAAGGUCAUCUACUAUAUCGGGCGUGGCGUCGAGCUUCUCAAGCUCAAGGACGGUAAAGGCGAAGCUCUGGCUGGCGAGCGCGGCUUUUUGCUCGCUCAACACCGGACUGCGUCCCUGCGUCAUGAGGCAGAGACGACCGCGACGAUCAUCAACCUGCUGCUACGAUGCUAUCUCGUAGAGUCGAACCUCUACGACCAAGCCGACAAGCUGGUUGCUCGCGCGCCCUUCCCGCGUUCACAGGCCUCCAAUGGCCAGAUCGCUCGCUUUGACUACUAUGUCGGUCGCAUCCGUGCCGUGCAGCUCAACUACACCGAGGCGCACUCGCAUCUGCAACAAGCUAUCCGCCGUGCCCCACAACCGACGACGACCACUGCGAGCGCGGCGGCUGGCGCCGUGUCCAUGCCAUACCAAAGCGCCGCCGGGUUUUUGCAGUCUGCGCACAAGUUCUUUGUCGUCGUCGAGCUUCUCAUGGGCGAUAUUCCAGACCGCAGCAUUUUCCGCAUCGACGCGCUCAAGAAACCACUUGCGCCCUACCUUGAGAUUGUUCAGGCUGUCCGCGUGGGUGAUCUGAAUCUGUUCCAGUCGGCACUGUCGCGUCACGAGAGCCUUUUCCACCAAGAUAAGACCUACUCUCUCAUCCUUCGUCUGCGCCACAAUGUCAUUAAGACUGGCAUUCGCAUGAUCUCACUGGCCUACUCGCGCAUCUCGCUCCAGGAUAUCACAAAGAAGCUACACCUCGAGAGCGAGGAGGAUGCAGAGUACAUUGUUGCCAAGGCGAUUAGGGAUGGUGUGAUCGAGGCGAAAGUUGAGCAUGAAAAGGGCUGGAUGGAGAGCAGGGAAAAGAUGGACGUGUACGCGACAAACGAGCCACAGGUGCAGUUUCAACAGCGCAUCAAUUUCUGCUUGCAACUGCAUAACGACUCGCUUAAGGCAAUGCGCUAUCCCCUCAACUACCACAAGGCCGAACUUGCCAAAGCUGCGUCUGCGCGGGAACGGGAGAGGGAGCUAGCAAAAGAGAUUGCGGAUGCUGACAUGGAUGACUCAGACGAUGAUUGGAUCUAGUCUCGUACAUAUCGGCUCCCAUGAACUUGCAACUUGCGUCCAAC